CAAUAGAAGAACGUGAAAUAGAAAAGGGAAAAAACAAAACAAACUAAAUCAAGCAAGCAAGCACGCACGUUUCCCUCCAAACCAUUGUAAAGAGACAAAAAUGGCCCAGAGUGGUGUUGUAUUUGGAAGCUAUGCUCCUCGGGUAAAUCCAAAAGAACUUUUCGACAGAUUAACUACACCAAAAACGUUAGAACUUGAACCCAGACCCACAUUUAUUAAAGUUGGAGCGGUGUCCAAUGUAAAAGGCUCUGCCUAUAUGGAAUAUGGCAACACAAAAGUUAUGGCCCAAGUAGAACCACCAAAGGAAAUAAGUAAAAAUAGCAACAGAAGUGGCACACUUGGCUUGAUUUUAUGCAGUGUCAAAUAUGCCCCCUUUGCUGCCCUAGAUUCCGAAGUUGUUGCCCGCAAAGAAUCUUUUAUGAGUGUGGCCUUGAAGAAAGCCUUAGAGCCGGUUAUUUGUCGUCACGAAUUUGCCAAUUUCCAGCUGGAGAUCAAGGUUCUGAUAAUUGAUGAUGAUGGAUGUGCCCUGAGUACGGCAAUCAAUUGUUGCGGUGCAGCACUGAUUGAAGGUGGUAUACCCACCUACGAUUUGUUAACAUCAUCCACCGUUUGUGUACUAAAUGGCCAGGAGUUUGUUAAUCCAACAGCUGACGUAGAGGACUUGUUGAGAAGCCUACCAGGAUGUGACAACUCCUCGGAAGAACAUGGAGUAUUAGUAACAGCCAGUUUAUCCGGAGUGGGGCAGAUAUCAGAAUGUUUUCAAAAAGGUUAUCUCCUGCCAGAGACCCUAGAGCGUUUGUGUGACCAUUCCCUGGCAAUAAAUUUACGUAUGGUGGACACAAUUAAACACGUUCUAGUCAACAAGGUUAAACAACACAUUGCCAGCCAAGAAGGGGAGGAGAGCAAUGGCUCAGAUGAAGAUAUGGAAAAUAACUCGUAAUAAGAAUAAAACACACAUCAUGUACCGAAAGACACAA
This is a messenger RNA of Musca domestica (house fly), 977 nucleotides long. It is a transcript of the gene Mtr3, whose product is annotated as exosome complex component MTR3. Gene Ontology annotation, biological process: poly(A)-dependent snoRNA 3'-end processing; U4 snRNA 3'-end processing; nuclear mRNA surveillance. The record is from RefSeq and is a predicted model, not a curated record. Gene Ontology annotation, cellular component: nucleolus; cytoplasmic exosome (RNase complex); nuclear exosome (RNase complex). NCBI's taxonomy places the organism in Eukaryota, Metazoa, Arthropoda, Insecta, Diptera, Muscidae. The transcript is spliced from 4 exons. The coding region runs from base 101 to 940 and encodes 279 amino acids.